Molecule: messenger RNA, 924 nt
Organism: Pestalotiopsis fici W106-1
Lineage: Eukaryota; Fungi; Ascomycota; Sordariomycetes; Amphisphaeriales; Sporocadaceae
Exons: 4
Coding region: 1-924 (307 amino acids)
Molecular function (GO): oxidoreductase activity, acting on the CH-OH group of donors, NAD or NADP as acceptor
Source: RefSeq, a predicted model, not a curated record
AUGGCCGAAUUCGUUAGUGCCUCAAACUCGGCAGCCAUACCGAGCGCUUUUGAAAACCUCAGGGCUCUCCAGUCCUUUACCGAGACGGUGCACGGAGACACAUAUGACUUCAUCUCCCCCAAGAACGCCAAUCUGUCGGGCCGAUCGGUCCUCAUCACGGGAGCCUCCAAGGGCAUCGGCCGGGCCACGGCGCUGAGCUACGCCGCCGCGGGAUGCAGCAAGAUUGCCAUUGCCGCUCGGUCCGACCUCUCGUCGAUCGAAAAGGAGCUCAAGGAGGCGGCCGGCCCGCAAUGGCCUGCCCCCCAGGUCCUCAGCCUCAAGGUCGACGUAACUUCCGAGGACAGUGUCCGAGCCGCUGCCGAGACGGUCACCCGCGAGUUUGGCGGCGCUCUUGAUGUCUUGAUCAACAACGCAGGCUAUCUGGAAGACUGGAAGCCCCUUGCCGAUUCUGAUCCUACCGAAUGGUGGAAGACUUGGGACAUCAAUAUCAAGGGCACUUAUCUUUGCUCGAAAUAUUUCAUACCGCUUCUGCUCAAAGGCAACUUGAAGACAAACAUACUCACUUCGUCUUAUGGAGGUAUCGUGCAUUGGCCGGGUGCGUCCGGGUAUCAGACAACAAAGUUUGCAGUAUGCCGGCUUGCCGAGUUUAUCAACUCCGAAUACAGCGACCAGGGACUGGUUUGUUUUGCCAUCCAUCCCGGAAGCGUAAUGACAGAGUUGGCUACAAACAUGCCCAAGGAAACACAUGAAUACUUGACCGAUAAGCCUGAGCUGUGUGGCGACACGAUCAUGUGGCUUGGAAAAGAGCACCGGCCAUGGCUCGGAGGACGAUUCGUCAGCGUUGCUUGGGAUAUGCAGGAGCUUGAGGCUAAGAGCAAAGACAUUGCCGAGAGGGAUAUCUUGAAGUUCCGCUUAACAAUGUAA